This is a messenger RNA of Sphaerodactylus townsendi, 632 nucleotides long. RefSeq names its product SH3 domain-binding glutamic acid-rich-like protein 3. NCBI's taxonomy places the organism in Eukaryota, Metazoa, Chordata, Lepidosauria, Squamata, Sphaerodactylidae. The record is from RefSeq and is a predicted model, not a curated record. Bases 39 to 320 code for a protein of 93 amino acids. The transcript is spliced from 3 exons. Gene Ontology annotation, cellular component: cytoplasm.
UCGGAACCACUGUUUUGAAAAGCUCAAUUGCGUCUGUUAUGAUCGGCAGCAGUUCUCUGAGGUCUCCGGUGAAGCAGAGGCAGUCAGAAGUCCUCCGCAUUCUGGAUACAAACCACAUGACGUACGAGUUAGUUGACGUGUCUGUCAGUGAAAGUUUGCUUCAAGAAAUGAGGGACAAAGCCGGCAACCCUGGUGCGAUACCACCGCAGAUCUUUAACGGGGAACAUUACUGUGGGGACUCCCAGAUGCUCUACGAAGCAACUGAGAAUGAAGAAAUCAGGAAGUUUCUGAAGAUGGGGACUUCUGAAGAUGGGGACUAGAGAACACAGCAAGAGAAGAGAUUUCUGUCUGAAGAGGGGACGCCAUGACGCUUUCGCCAAUGACUGCUUUAUUAUUCGUUUUGGGUCUUAGAGAAAAUCUUGCAUGUAGAAGAGAGUCGUGCCAGGGGGAAAGGAACAACAAAGCAUUUCAAAUGACCUUCAAGUCUCCCAAGGAGCCUCUCCCACAUUUGCACAGAACGUUCUGCCACUUUCAAAGAUCCUUUCCACGAAAUCAAAUUCAGCACAGUCUCCUUCUGCAGCAUCCUGGAAAGUUGCUGUGUCGGACUGUGAUGAAAAGAGAAAACACUGAAG